Melospiza melodia melodia is the source of this 956-nucleotide messenger RNA. RefSeq names its product olfactory receptor 14A16-like. Gene Ontology annotation, biological process: G protein-coupled receptor signaling pathway. The coding region runs from base 1 to 933 and encodes 310 amino acids. Gene Ontology annotation, cellular component: membrane. The record is from RefSeq and is a predicted model, not a curated record. The transcript has a single exon. NCBI's taxonomy places the organism in Eukaryota, Metazoa, Chordata, Aves, Passeriformes, Passerellidae. Gene Ontology annotation, molecular function: G protein-coupled receptor activity; odorant binding; olfactory receptor activity.
AUGUCCAACAGCAGCUCCAUCAGGCACUUCCUCCUGCUGGCAUUGGCAGACACGUGGCAGCUGCAGCUCCUGCACUUCUGCCUCUUGCUGGCCAUCUCCCUGGCUGCCCUCCUGGGCAAUGGCCUCAUCGUCAGCGCCGUAGCCUGCGGCCACCACCUGCACACGCCCAUGUUCUUCUUCCUGCUCAACCUGGCCCUCAGCGACCUGGGCUCCAUCUGCACCACUGUCCCCAAAGCCAUGCACAAUUCCCUCUGGGACACCAGGGACAUCUCCUACACAGGAUGUGCUGCUCAGGUCUUCCUGAUUUUCUUCUUCUUUGCAGCAGAGCUUUACCUUUUGACCAUUAUGUCCUAUGACCUCUACGUGUCCAUCUGCAAACCUCUGCACUAUGGGACCCUCCUGGGCAGCAGAGCUUGUGCCCACAUGGCAGCAGCUGCCUGGGCCAGUGCCUUUCUCAAUGCUCUCAUGCACACAGCCAAUACAUUUUCCCUGUCCCUGUGCCAUGGUAAUGCCCUGGGCCAGUUCUUCUGUGAAAUCCCACAGAUCCUCAAGCUCUCUUGCUCACAGUCCAACUUCAGGGAACUUGGGCUAAUUGCUGUUAGUGUGUGUUUAGCUUUUGGCUGUUUUGUGUUCAUUGUUUUCUCCUAUGUGCAGAUCUUCAGGGCCGUGCUGAGGAUCCCUGCUGAGCAGGGACGGCACAAAGCCUUUUCCACCUGCCUCCCUCACCUGGCUGUGGUCACCCUGUUCAUCAGCACUUCAUUUUUUACAUACCUGAAGCCCCCCUCCAUGUCCUCUCCAUCCCUGGAUCUCGCCCUGUCAGUUCUCUACUCGGUGGUGCCUCCAGCCCUGAACCCCCUCAUCUACAGCCUGAGGAACCAGGAGUUCAAGGAUGCCGUGUGGAGACUGAUGACGGGAAGGUGUCACAAACAUUAAACUUCUGCCCAAUUUGUGCAACU